Molecule: messenger RNA, 4326 nt
Organism: Eleginops maclovinus (Patagonian blennie)
Lineage: Eukaryota; Metazoa; Chordata; Actinopteri; Perciformes; Eleginopidae
Gene: add2
Product: adducin 2 (beta)
Exons: 15
Coding region: 507-2501 (664 amino acids)
Biological process (GO): barbed-end actin filament capping
Cellular component (GO): plasma membrane; postsynaptic density; cytoskeleton
Molecular function (GO): actin filament binding
Source: RefSeq, a predicted model, not a curated record
AUCAGAACAGCAGGUGGCGCCUGCAUGUAGCUGAUAUCCCAGCUGCCGGGCCUCGCCAACUAAACAACGUUUUAAGAGAAAGCAUUAGACAUCCACCAGGGCUGUGCGUGGAUUUUUUUCCGAACACAAUAACUCCAAGUGCAUUGCAAAGCUUGAAUCUCACUGUGGGUGCAUGCUUGAGUGGGAGCCCUGUGUGUGUGUGUGAGUGUGUGUGUGUGUGUGUGUGUGUGUCACUGUGGACAGGCGUGGCAGUGGGCUGGUCCAGGCGCACCGAGCGAGGAAAAACAUCCUCUGACUUGGUACCAGCUGAGGCCCUGAAAUAAUCCCACAAAGGAACCUCGGUUUGGGUGUUAUAAUUGUAAUUAACCACACAGCUCUGCUUCUUCCUGAGGUAUACGGCUUCGGGGCCGUGGGUGUGCCGCGCCCGCAGAGAACACGCGCUCCUGAGGAUGCUCUGAGGCAUCCCCUCCCACCUCUGGUUGUAAGACACUGCAGAACAGUAGAAGAUGAGCAAGUCCCCGACCCCCAAAGGCACCCCGGUGCAGCGCAGCCCCAGUGAUGGGGUCCCUGAGAGCCUCCCAUCUCCUCAGCACUCCACACCGGGCUCCGGAUCCCAGCAUAAGAAACGCAUCUCCAGCCUCAUCCAGAGUCCGUCGUUCAGGGAGGAACUGGACGUGCUGAUCCAGGAGCAGAUGAAGAAGGGGGGCAGCUCCUCUAACCUCUGGGCUCUGAGGCAGCUCGCUGACUUCAUGUCGUCUCACGGCUCUCCGGCCGCCCUACCCGUCUCCCCUUCCAACAUGAUGAUGGUGACCCCCAUCAACGACCUGCAGAGCUGGGAGCCCGGCAGCAUGGUGAAGGGGGAAAGGUUGAUGCGCUGCAAGCUGGCGAGCGUCCAUCGCCUGUUCGAUCUGUACGGCUGGGCCCAGAUCAGCCGCACAUGCCUCACUCUGCGUGUUAGUAAAGAACAGGAACACUUCCUGGUGCUGCCACACGGCCUGGCCUACAGCGAGGUGACCGGAUCCAAUCUGGUGAAGGUGAAUAUCCUGGGUGAGGUGGUGGAGAAGGGAAGCACCAACCUGGGCGUGGACACGGAGGAGUUCAGCCUUCACUCAGCCAUCUACUCCGCCCGGCCUGAUGUUCGCUGCCUGCUCCACCUCCACACGCCGUCCACAGCUGCUGUUUCCUCGAUGAAGUCCGGCCUGCUGCCACUGUCCCAUGAGGCUCUGCUGGUCGGCGAUGUGGCGUAUUACGACUACAACGGGGUGAUGGAGGAGGAGGAGGACAGGGUGGAGCUGCAGAAGAGCCUGGGCCCGACCUGUAAGGUUCUGGUGCUGAGGAAUCACGGCAUCGUGGCUUUGGGGGAGUCUGUGGAGGAAGCCUUCUACACCAUCUUUCACAUCCAGGCUGCCUGCCAGAUCCAGGUGUCAGCUUUGUGCUGUGCCGGUGGAGAGCAGAACCUGAUCAUGCUGGACCGGAGCAUCCACAAACCCAGCGUCGCCGGCACCGUGGGCUGGGCCGGCUCCACCUUCGGACCCCUGACCAAGACCCGCAUCGGGGAGCACGAGUUCGAGGCCCUCAUGAGAACCAUGGAUAACUUGGGCUACCGCACAGGCUACGCCUACCGGUUCCCUGUGCUGCUGGAGCGGUCGCGGACGCGGAGGGAUGUGGAGGUUCCCGCUACAGCCACAGCUCACCACACGUUCGAUGACGACGGACUCCACCCGGCUCUGAGGCAGCACCCGUUCGCUCAGCGGCAGCAGCAGGAGAGGACCCGAUGGCUCAACACCCCCAACAGCUACCAGAAAGUCAACCAGGAGCUAAACAGCCCGGGGCAGCGCACCACUUGGUUGAAGUCUGAAGAGAUAACACAAUCUGGAAGCACGGCCAUCAAGAUGGAGACCAAUCAGUUUGUGCCUCUUUUCACCAACCCUCAGGAGGUGAUCGCCACACGAAACAAGAUCCGACAGCAGAACCGUCAGGACAUGAAGACGGCAGGACCGCAGUCUCAAGUCCUCGCCAGCGUUAUAACAGUCGACAGUCCUCCGUCUCCUGUCGACACUCCUAAAGUCCCACCAGAACCAGAACCACCCAACCCCUUCAACCAGCUGACAGACCAGGAGCUGGACGAGUACCGCAAGGAGGUGCAGAAGAAGCAGGACGGAGGAACCAACGGGGAGGAGGUGGCAAAUGACAAGGAGUCUUCCCCCGCUGCCUCCCCCACAAAGAGUCCCCCUCCUCUCUCAGAAGAGGAAAAGCCCGACUCUCCAGCCAUACAGAACGGAGGCGAGGAGGAGAAGCAGACGACGGAGGAGCUUGAGAAAGGGAUGAAGGCUCUUUCCACCAACGACACCUCCUCCACGCCCGCCGCUCCGCCACCCAAACCACAAGGGGGCACCCCCGAGUGCUCGCCCUCCAAGUCCCCGUCCAAGAAGAAGAAGAAGUUCAAGCCGCCGUCGUUCCUGAAGAAGAGCAAGAAGCAGAAGGAGAAGGCCGAGACCUGAGGCCUUCAGGGACACCUGACCUCGGUGAAAUACCACAGUGAAACAUCUCUUCAGUGUGUGACUAAAGCUAACCACAGCAGCAGAUCUAGAGUCAGUUAAGAUGUGCUACGGUGUACUAACUUCACUUACAAAUACUUUAUUGUAACACUGAUGCUCCAUCUCAUUGGUGAUUCACUUUAAAGGGAGACACUACAGGUGAACAGGCUUAGAUUAUUACCUAAUAGAUAAAGCUAUCAAGCUUCCCCAGUACAUAACUUACAGAAGGACAGUUUUUUUUUUGACAGGUUAAGUUUCAAUACGCAAAAGAGGCCUUUUAUUAUUAAGUGUGUGCUGAUUCGCAUACAUUUACGGAACAGAAAUUUGAACAUUGGAUAAAGCCAUUGUUUCAUUUUGUUGAAAUAUUACAACCUAAGGUUUUUCAGAGGGGAUUUUUGAUAUCCCUUCAAACCUUACCGUAACCAAACCAAACCAUAAAUCAGUCUCUCCCAUAAUUUUACAAAAUAAAACAUUCUGUAAACCAGGCUUUGAAGGGUGUGUGAACAAACCCCUCUUAAUAAACUUCAGAAUAAACACAGGAAUUCAACUAGAAAGGUUGGUUAAUGUACAGUAAGUGCUACUGAAGGCGAGAUUUCUGGCUCAGAGUUUGAGAAAAAACUCAUUUUGAGAAAUCAGCAUUUAAAGAUAUACAUGUUAAAGUUAAUGUUGUACACACUACAUGUGAAUAGAGCAAACAUGACUUAAGAUAUCGACAUGAAACUCCCUCCAGUUGAUUAUUAACAUUAAGACAUGUUGGUUUAAAUAUGCAAAAGAGGCAUUUUAUAAUAAUACAUUUAGGUGAAUUAACUAAAAAUCUGCAGACACAAAUGUGUUUUUCUUAUAUUUCAUUUCCAGUAGUCUGAAAGUUAUAAUAUGUGUGCCUGUAGUGUCUCACCUUAAGCAGGUUAAAACACACUGAUCAUGUUGUUCACACAGUAUUUGGCCCAGGUCCGGUACAGUCUGACGCUUCUUGUCACACACUCAGUCCCUGUAUUACUCACGUCUUAUUUUCACCUGCUGUGCUAUCAAACCAUUACUUAACUUCACUGUAUAGACAUUCGGACACUGUUUCUUUAACGGGGGUUACUUGUGCACUCAGAAUUGUUUUCCUACCAUUUUUGUUUUUAGCCACUACUUUGCAAGACACGGCGGAAAUUGACCACCCCUUGAAUUAUGCACCAAUUAUCCAUGUAACUCGACAUAUGUAUAUUGACAUUUUAGUAUGUUGCGUUUGUUCAAUAUCAUAGGCAUCUUCUAGUCAUUAUUUGGUUUUAAUUAUCAGAUAGAUGUUGCAGGUAUACCAUGUGAGCACAGGUGCAGUACAUGUAGAAAUACACUGAUAGCUUCUGAUUGUGCUCCUCUGAAUGCUGGUUCUUUGUGAAAAUAUCAGCCAUUUGACGUUAUCGCAGCAGGGAAGAAUAAAAAAGAAAAGAAAAACUGACUCGCAACAAAACAAAAGUCGCUUUAAAUGCCUCCAGUAACCCAAAAAAGGAUGAAGCAUAAAUAAUGUGUGGCUUGCCGAUUCAGUUUGAAACCCAGUAAUAGAAGAUACUGAAGGUACUAAACAUUCCACUUUUAUCAUUUUCUUUGAAGUGUAUGUGUGCAAAAUACCUCUUAACAGUUGUAUUUACUUUCAGUUUUAACCAGUAGCUGUUAUCAGAUAUGCUGAUGUGUGAUGUUUGCUUAUGGUUUAAUUUAUUUUAUAUUAGAAUGUAUAAGUGAGUGUUGCAAGGUUACCAUGUAUCAGUCAUUAAAGAUCAAGUUUGAUUUAAAAUCAACUCGACAUCAA